UUGAAUACUUGACAUUGACAACAAACGUAACCUCACAUCUUUCAAGAACCACUGCAGGGAAAAUUCAAAAUCGAUUUAUAAUGGAAUCAAAUAAUCAAUGAUAUACUGCAGUAUUUUGUAUGAAUGUAAUUCUGUAUCAUUGAGAGAAGAAUGUUUAUUGCUAACAAAUGCGUGCGAUAGUUUUGUUAAUGCCAAAUUACAAAAAUGACUUGUUUCCUUAGUAGGAUAAAUUAUUAUAAGCUGUGCGGCUUUUUUAAGAACAAUAAUGCCAAAUGUUGCUGCCAAUCAUUUUGGGUGACUAAAAAAGGUCCCAUCGCAAGGCACUACAGUACACCGCAAAAAACUCAACAAGUAUACUUGAUUGAUGAAAAAAGCGGUGAAGAGUCUCAGGCUAUCAACAGGGUGAAUAAAUAUACAAAUAGAUCGUACACUUGCGGAGAAUUGAAUACAAAUCACAUCGGAGAGUCUGUUGUGCUGUGCGGUUGGCUAGAAUAUCAAAGAAUGAACCGAUUCGUUGUGUUGAGAGACAGCUAUGGAGAAACACAGAUGCUAGUAGGGGACAAGGAUAUAGAGACUCAAAAUGUGCUGGCAAAAGUACCUUACGAAUCAAUACUUGAAGUAAAAGGAACUGUUUUGGCUAGGCCCAAAGAUAUGGUCAACAAAAAGCAAGCUACUGGUGAAAUUGAAGUAUUAGUAGAUAAACUUAAGGUUGUGAAUGAAUCUAAGGACAAUCUACCUUUUAAUAUCAGGGAGUUUCAAAAGGCAAAGGAGCCCUUACGAAUGCAAUAUAGAUACUUAGAUUUAAGGUUUCCUCAAAUGCAACAUAAUCUUAGGACACGCUCAAAAUUUCUGAUGAAAAUGCGAGAAUUUUUAGUUAAUAAUCAUUUUGUGGAUGUCGAAACCCCUACAUUAUUUAAAGCCACCCCUGGGGGUGCCCAAGAGUUUGUAGUCCCAAGUCGACAUCCCGGUUUAUUUUUUUCUUUGGUCCAGAGUCCACAGCAGUUCAAACAGAUGCUAAUGGGCGGUGCUUUAGAUAGGUAUUUCCAGAUAGCCAGAUGCUAUAGAGACGAAGGUUCGAGGCCGGACAGACAACCCGAGUUCACACAACUUGACAUUGAACUUUCCUUCACAGACGUCGAAGGCGUUUUGAAACUCGUCGAGGAGAUGUUAGGUUUUGCGUGGCCAGAUCAUUUAGCGACAAUACCGAUGAAAUUCGAUAGGAUGACUUAUGAUUACGCAAUGGAAAAUUAUGGGAACGACCAUCCUGAUACGAGAUUGGGUUUUAGGAUAAAAAAUUGCACCAACGUCAUAAGCAGCAACAAAAAACUGGUCACCGGAGACAAAUUUGCCGCGCAUUAUAUAAUGUUUCCUAAAGAAUACGCCAAUUUGAGCAAGCAAAUUAAGGAAACCGUUACCAGUUUGUCCAAGAAUUAUCCUAAAGCGAAGCUAGUCCAGAGCAAAGUUGCUUCGACGAAAGAAUGGACAAAUAAAAUUAGUAAGCUGCUAACUCAUCAGGUUGCGGCAGAGUUUGUGAUAGAAAGUAAAAUGCAAGAUGAAUCUGUAUUGUUUCUAGCCUAUGGUGAUAAAAAAGAAGUGCUUGCACUGUUAGGAAAAAUUCGAUUGGAAUACGCGAACUUUCUGGAAAAUUUGGGCAUUUCCAUUAGGCAGAAAGGAAUGCAUUUCACGUGGAUCACGGAUUUUCCAUUGUUUGAAAUAUCAGAGGAAACUGGAACUUUGCAAUCCGCCCAUCACCCGUUUUCUGCUCCAAACCCUGAGGAUAUCCAGUGGUUGAAAAGCGAUCCUUUGAAGGUGCGAGCCUUGGCGUACGACCUGGUCCUAAACGGCAACGAAAUAGCUGGAGGUUCCAUCCGAAUCCACGAUCCGUCCUUACAGCGAACGAUACUAGACAUCCUGCAAAUUGACGGGAGCACCUUAGAGCACAUGCUCGAGAUGUUGUCCUGCGGGUGCCCCCCGCACGGGGGCGUAGCCCUAGGCUUGGACAGGCUGCUCUCGAUCAUGCUGAACACUGUCAGCAUAAGGGAUGUCAUCGCGUUUCCUAAGAACUUCGAGGGGAGGGACCCCUUGAGCGGGGCACCGUCCCCCAUAUCAGAAAAGGAUAUGAAGUUGUAUCAUAUUCGUAGCACUGAUAAGGCUAAAAAGUGAAUCAAAAUUGUUGGUUGGUUUAAUUUGACCAAGAGACAGAGUUUUUCAAGAAUUUAUACGAUGGCGAAAUUGAAAAAAUAUAUGCAUAUAUAGAUAUGGGAAAUACUGAGUUGAUCUACGUGACGAUAUUCGAGUUUCUGUCUCUUGGUGUCUGUUUCAAAAUUGCCAUCUCUAGUCGCUAUUGUUACUUGAAAAGUUAAGGUUUAUAAUCGAUUAAAAAAGUUGUUAAUUGUCUUAAGAAUAAAGCUAUAGUUGAUAUCUUUUACCAUAAGAAUUUUUUGAAUACAGCUUUUAUAUAUUCCAAAAAAGUUUUAUUUCAGCCCUUAAAAUAACAUGAGAUUUAAGGCCAAACUUUUAUAGCUUAGCUUUUUAGCUGAUUUAGUAAAAUAUACAUAGAUGUGGGAUAUACUGAGUUGAUCUACUUGACGAUAUUCGACUUUCUGUCUCUUGGUGUCAGUUUCAAAAUUGCCAUCUCUAGUCGCUAUUGUUACUUGAAAAGAUUUAUAAUCGAUUAAAAAGUUGUUAAUUGCCUUAAGAAUAAAGCUGUAGUUGU
Molecule: messenger RNA, 2716 nt
Organism: Acanthoscelides obtectus
Lineage: Eukaryota; Metazoa; Arthropoda; Insecta; Coleoptera; Chrysomelidae
Source: the annotation of a GenBank genome assembly